CCUUAACGCGCCGCGUGUCGCUCUUAGUCCCCCCGGAAUCCAGACUAAACAUAACCACCCCAGAAAAAUUAACCCAGCCCCAGAUCAAAAUCAAAAUCUGAAUCAAAACACAAAAAACGCGGUGUGGAAAAAUCCCUAAAUCCAAAAUAAUAUCGUUAAACGGAAAGUUAAGUAACCCCAAAAAAAAGUUUUUUUUUGCUGUGCGAAUCGAGACAAAGAAGAGUGCCAAAAAAAAAAAAAAGAAAUCAAAGAGCAACAAGAGAGGAUUACCAUUUGGAAAAGGAGCUAAAGAAACCAAUGCAAAGAUGUGCCACAAUUCAGGGAUCGUGGAGAAAAACAACGAGCAGCAGAUCGAACGCUAUAUGGCCUGUGGAAUGCCAUCGAAGGCGGUGAAGAGUGUCAAGUACACCCUGAAGAAGCGCGAGAGGAAGGAGAAGCUGAGGAGGGAGCAGCAGGAUCUGCACAGGGAACAGCAGUUCCUCGAGGAUCUCGAACUGAGCAGCAGCAGCAGCAACAGUGAUUCCUCCUCGAUCACUGGUAGCGAUAGCGAGGAUAGCGGCGUUACCGAAACCCUUAUGAAAUCCCCAACAGCGGUUGAGACCACUCCUAUGACCAGCACCUCCUCUCCCACCUCCCAAACACCCAGAAGUGACCUCCUGCGAUUCUGCCCACAUUUUCGCAGGCUCCAACAAGAGCAGCAGCAGCAAAUGCUCAAGGAGAUGGAACUGCAGGAGGAUGAACCCUUGGCCGUAAGCGCCGCUGCUUUGAAGGCUCAGCAGCAGCGCAAACUGAGCUCGAUGGAGCCGUCAAUGGACGACGCCCUGGCCAUCGGCACCCAGAUGACGCGACAGGUGUCCGAGCGAAUUACCUGCCUGGUGGCCCAGCUGCAGGCCAGUCGCAUUUACACAAUUCUGACGCGUACAACACAACCAGCACACUUGAUAGCCGUUUGCAUAUUGGCCUUUGUGCUGAUGACUGUGGGACGCGACCUCAUCGACCCAACGACAACAGUAGCAACAGAAACCGCAGCAGCAACAGAAACCGCUGCAACAACGACGAGAACAGCAACGGGUGGCGUUUUGGCGGCCCUGGUAUUUCUAGGCGCCUUUGCCACCCACUUUGGGUCGCAGAUCUGGAUGACAUUUGUCUCGGGUCUCUCGCUGUAUUUCUCCCUGCCCCGUCACAUUUUUGGGCAGUGCCAGCAGAUCCUGUUCCCGCGCUACUUCGCCCUGAACGCCAUGCUCAGUCUGACGAUGCUGGUGGUGUAUGCCAAGUAUUUCCUUACUGGCUGGACUACAGCGGCUGGCAUCCAGAUGGGUUCGCUGGCGCUGGCGGCUGCCAUUGAGGUGGUGGUGCGUCUGUAUCUGGUGCCACCGAUGCUGCAGCUGAUGCACGAGAAGUACAGGAUUGAGGACGCGAUCGGCAGUGGCCAGGAGGUGGGCAGCCUUGUCCAGGGCGACCUCGUCGACUGUCCGCACUACCAGCGCAUCCACAAGGGCUUCCGGCGCAUCCACAUGACCAUCGCCAUUGGCAACAUGACGGUCAUGCUGACCACCUGCCUGCAGCUGUAUUUUCUGGCAUCGAAAAUACGCCUCAGCUAAGGCACAGCCGGAGUGAAGAAUUUAUAGAUUAGGAUUCCACGCCACAUACUACAUGCAUCAUCACUUCUCUAUUUCAAUGUUCGAUAACUGUCUCAAAUUUUUAAUUGCUAUUGAAACAUUGAUCUUUUGAAUGCCCUCCCACCCUCCGCCCUCUCCGCACCGCACACCAACGCACGAAAAUAUUUAAUUUCUCCCCAGGACGCCUUGUUUUCGGCAACCUUCCAAUCUGAUUUCCUGUGAUAAACUCAGCCCGCCUUCCACAAUACCACAGCACCGAAACCAACACCCACCACCCAAAGACCCACCCGCAGAGCACAGCACAUUUAGCCCAUAGUCGAUAGCCAAUAAUUUACACGGAGUUAUUAAUUAAUAGCCUAUUGAUAAUUAUACUUAUACUUUUUUUUCUCGAGCGAGAGCAAGUGAAUCAUUAAUUUUCUUCUGUUAUUUAUUAAUCCAUCGAAAACUAUGUUUUUCUCGAUUUAAGCGCGGAUAUUUUAGUGAAUAUAAUUUAUAUAAAAACAAAACAAAACAAAACAAAAAAACAAAACAAAUCAAAACAAAAAACCAAAAUAGUAAAAAAAAAACCAAAAAACAAAAAAAAAUCAAUUAAUAAAAUAUCCAAACAAAGUCAAUGUGUACAAUUCAAAUGAUUGUUUUUCUUGUACGGGAAACACUUGG
Messenger RNA from Drosophila eugracilis, 2279 nucleotides. RefSeq lists its product as uncharacterized. Bases 306 to 1601 code for a protein of 431 amino acids. The record is from RefSeq and is a predicted model, not a curated record. The transcript is spliced from 3 exons. NCBI's taxonomy places the organism in Eukaryota, Metazoa, Arthropoda, Insecta, Diptera, Drosophilidae.